Limulus polyphemus (Atlantic horseshoe crab) is the source of this 2512-nucleotide messenger RNA. RefSeq names its product RNA pseudouridylate synthase domain-containing protein 1-like. Gene Ontology annotation, biological process: pseudouridine synthesis. Gene Ontology annotation, molecular function: pseudouridine synthase activity; RNA binding. The record is from RefSeq and is a predicted model, not a curated record. NCBI's taxonomy places the organism in Eukaryota, Metazoa, Arthropoda, Merostomata, Xiphosura, Limulidae. The transcript has a single exon. The coding region runs from base 346 to 1230 and encodes 294 amino acids.
UCUGUCAAUAAUUUAUCCAAAACGUGUUCGUAGGUUAUCGAAUACAAGUAUAUGACGUGUUUUAUCCUGUAAAUGUGUGAGUGUAGUCGGUAUUUUUAAUCAAAAUGUUUCGGUAAUUGUGUAGUAUCAUUAUUGCCUCAUUUAACAAUUAAAAUGAUCAGAUAUUUAAUUAAUGUAUAGGCAUGCAAAUUAAAGAGUUGUGAUUAUGACACAUUACUGUAACUGUGAUGGUUAUUAUUGUAGGCCUAACAGUUAUUUAUCGAGUAACACUAGCAGUAGCACUAUACUUACACUACAGUUAAGUUAACGUUGUUUUAUAAAGCUGUAGGCCUAGGCCGAUUAAUAAUGCUUCUGGAAUUUUUAAAAUUUAAUUUCAAUGUUUAUUUCCGACAUAUGCUGGUUUAUAUAACACGCAUUACCUUUGGAAGGGCUAAAAGGCCAAAAAUGGAGGAUAUUUCCGUUCUGCACGUAAGCCGGUCAUUCAUAGUUGUGAAUAAAAGACAUGAUAUUCUUAUCAAUAUUGACAAAGAAGAAGGAAUGUCAGAAUUACCCGUAAGUGUAGAAAAUCAGCUCAAGACCCGUUUCCCACACUUAGUUAAUAGUAAUCUUGUUCAUAGUUUCCACUUUUGUCACAGACUUGAUUAUUCAACUAGUGGUGUAUUAGCUGUUGCCCUGACAAAGGAAGCUGCCAAAGAAGCUAUGCUGGUUUUCCAGAAUCGUCUAACACACAAGUACUAUCUUGCACUUUUACGUGGACAUUUAGACCAAGAAUAUACAGUAAUUAACAAAGGGAUUGGAAAAGAUACAAGAGAAAAUUUCACACAUUGCAUGUGCACAGAAGACAAAGGUUAUUGUAGUUUUCCCAAAAAAGCAGUCACACAAAUUAUUGUUCUCCAGAGAGGUCUGUAUGCCAAUUCCCCGGCAACUAAAGUAUUGUUAAAACCAAUAACUGGUAGGCGACAUCAGCUUCGUGUUCAUUGUAAUUUCAUCGGUCAUACCGUGGUUGGUGAUUACACAUACAGUAAUCGUCGAGACCUGGCUCCUUAUCGUAUGUUCCUACAUGCUUAUCGUUUGGUUUUGCCUACCAAGCUUGAACUUGUAGAUGUCUCUACAUGUGAUCCAUUUUCUGAAGAUGAUCCAAAAAACAAAUGGACACCUUUAGAAACACUCAAUACAUUGGACUGUUGUGUAUUUUCCGAGUUUCCCAACUGUGACGUUUUAAAGAUCUGAUGAUAACAUUAUAUAUGAAUCGAAAUUUAGACCACAAAAAAAAGUUUUGUCAUCAUCUUCCCAAAAUGAAAUUUGACAAUUGUUGUUUUAAACAAAUGCGUUAGACCAGUCAUGUUCAAGAACAUAUUCAUUUUUUUAGUUAUAACAAUUCUUUUGACGACUAAAAUAUUCUUGUGACAAACACAUAAAAAGUUGCAUGUCAUGAAUAUCUCGGGAAAAUGUAUUAUAUUCAGUUCAGACAAUAAAAUGCCCAUGUACCAUAUUUAAUGGUGGCUUUAGUAGUCUACUAAAAUGCAGAAGAUCAGUUAACAAAAAAUAAAACUAUUUACAUGUGAAAAAACUAAAUCCUUUUUAAUUUUCACUUUGUAUGAGAGUGAGUUCCACAUGGAUUCUUCUAAGUUUUAACAUAUAAGUAUAUAGUUCCUUUGUAAAAGAUGACAGACAUAAACAUAUUUUAACAAAUUUAUACAAUAUGUUCAUAUAUAUAUAUACAUAUAUGUAUAACAUUUUAAAUGUUCAUUUGUAUGUGUGUCUUGGAAUAUAAAAAUUAAUAUUUUACUUGGGGAUUAUUUUUGAUUUAGGUGGUAAAGUGUGGCUUGGGUUGACUUGAAUUCUGAAUUUGGGAGUAAUUGGAACAAGUAGAUGAGAAACCUGUUCGUUCCUUAUGAUUAGAAGCAAACAUUCCUGAUCAUACAAUUUGCUAUGUUCUGUAAAAGAACUUCAGACACUAAAUUUACACAAUAAAGUGUCUAAAGAUGAACUCUGGCAAACUGUUUCAGAAAUUAUUAAAAAUAAAUUGAUUAUGACAGACCUGUGAAAAUUUCUUUUAUAAGGUUUGUACUUAAGUUUGCACUACUGAUGUCAGGUUCAAGAUAUAUUUAUUUAGAUGAAUUAUUUUAAAUUUAAAUUUGUUUUUCUAUUGGGUAUAAGUCCAAGUGUUUUAGUAUGUAUUUAUUGUUGAGAGUAAUUUAAACUAGGGUGUGAGUAUUUUAUGUGUACACUCAGUUUACAAAGAAUUCUUCAAGUUAUCGUAUUAAAAGUACAUUUUUCAAAAUUAAAUCCAUUAACCAUGCCCAGGUAAUCUUGACCUAAAAAUAUGGUUACAUUAUAUUUAAAUAAACUUCUUUUAUAUUAAAUCACUAUAGGAUAAAGACUAAAAGAACAUUAAGAUGCUAAAUGACUACUACAUUCCAAAAAAUAUCCGACUUGGGUGAACACAAUUACCACAUUAAUUGCAUCAUAAACUGGUGGCUAGCACUAAAUCGUGGAGAUGGCUUAACAC